AUGCGAAUAUGACAAAUCGCUUCCGUGCAGCCGUUUACAGCGACAUCUAUUGUUUACUAGUAAGAUAAAGUACACCAUUAUAUAUAAAUAAAUUUAUGGAGUGAACAAUUAAACAUAAUUUAUUUACAUUCUAAAAAUAAUACGUAUGUAUUUUUAGAUAGUUAAAGAAGCCAUAUAAAGCAACUUUUUUAAAUAAAUGCCGAAAUUGAAUCCGUGUUACACCCUGGACCGCAGCAAUGCUUUUUUCGAUUUUUUCGCACAAAAUGUCAGUUUUUCGAAGUCUGUAAACAAAUAUAAUUUUUUCGAAUAUAUUCCUCUUCCCCGCAUCUCGCUUAAUUAUUCUAUCUUUCAUAUCAAAACACAAAGGCAGGAAAAUAGAAGAUACGUAAAAGUGCGAUUACUGCUGCUUCUUCAAAAACAAAACGAAGUGCUGUCUCUAAAUUUUCAUUGAUUUCGCAAAUUAGUUGAUAAAGUUAUUCGAACGUGCACGCAAGUGAAAAAAGCGAUUACACUGUGAACAAGUGACAAGUACAAACUAACACAAAAAAUUUGGUGAUUUUUCUUUUGCUACAAGUGAAUGCAAAGGAAAAAAUCGCCAAACUCCACCUCAUAGUAAACACUCUUGCAGUGCAUUGAGAUGCAGAGUUACGGUGGAGCAACAGCGUCAGCUGCUCCCCAACAACUACCAAUACAAGAACAGCCCCAAACAAAUCUCUAUGACGCAACGCUGCGUAACAGCAACGUACAUCAGCAGGUAGACCAUGACGCAGGUGGUGCUGGUGGAGUGAUUCGGGGUGGAAGCAGCAGGCGCGAAAGCAGCGGUGAAAACUCGCGUUGUGAAAGCGAUGAUGACAGAAAUCAGCCAAGGUCAACCGCGGCAGUUGGUGGCAUAAAUAUCGCGCCUUCCACAACACGAAAUGGUGCAGAACAGAGUGGCAAUGAACAGCCUUCAGGCUCCAAUAACAUGGAAGGUGCUUCGCCUAUGGCCUCUUACAACGAAGAGAGGAUGCGACGAAAAUUGCAAUUCUUCUUCAUGAAUCCCAUCGAGAAGUGGCAUGCGCGUCGCAAGUUCCCAUACAAAUUCGUGGUGCAGGUGGUGAAGAUCGUCUUGGUGACCAUGCAGCUGUGUCUUUUCGCGCAUUCCCGCUACAAUCACAUCAACUACACCUGGGAUAAUCGCAUAGCCUUUUCGCAUCUGUUCUUGCGCGGUUGGGACUCCUCGCGCGAAGUGGAAUCCUAUCCACCAUCGGUCGGCCCUUUCGCCUUGUAUGAAAAAUCCGAUUUUUACAACACCAUUGAUUAUGCCGUGCGCGGCUAUGCCAAUAUAAGUCGUUCCAUCGGACCCUACGAUUACCCGACCGAAAACAAUGAGAUGGCACCCCUACACCUCUGCCUUUACAACUAUCGCGAGGGCACAAUAUUCGGCUUCAAUGAGUCGUACAUCUUCAAUCCCGACAUAACCGAGUUCUGUUUGUAUUUACCGCCAAAUGUGACAACGCUCGGGGUACAGGCGUACCUCAAGCAGAAUGGCGUUGAGGUGAGCUUCUCGUCGCUGGUGAAAGCGUCUUUGGUGUUCGCCAUUAAAACGGUGAAUUUUAAGGCGUACGGUGGUCCGCUAUCUGCGCCCGAUUGUUUCAAGUUCGAUGUGACGAUUUUCUUCGACAACCGCGAUCACGACGGCCAAAUGCUGCUAUCGCUCGAUGCGGAUGCGCAACGCUUGCGCUGCAGAGGUGACAUCGAAUUCAUUUCGAGCGCGGAGUUCGAUGAGGCUUUGCGUAGCAUGUUGAAUAUACUAGUGUUGUUGGUGUGCCUGCUGUCCUUCGCGCUGUGCUCGCGCGCGCUCUAUCGUGCCUAUUUGCUGCGCUGCCAGACGGUGAACUUCUUUCGCAUGCAUUUCCACAAAGAGCUGAGCUUCGAGGGGCGCAUGGAGUUUGUGAACUUUUGGUAUGUGAUGAUCAUCAUCAAUGACUUGCUGCUCAUAAUCGGUUCGUCACUGAAAGAGCAAAUCGAACGGAAAUUCCUUGUCGUUGAUCAGUGGGACACCUGCUCACUCUUCCUGGGCGUAGGCAAUCUGCUUGUGUGGUUCGGCGUGUUGCGUUAUCUGGGCUUCUUCAAGACAUACAACGUGGUCAUAUUGACGUUAAAACGUGCCGCACCCAAGAUACUACGCUUCCUACUAGCAGCGCUGCUCAUCUAUGCCGGCUUCACAUUCUGCGGUUGGCUUAUACUCGGCCCAUACCACAUGAAGUUCCGUUCGCUCGCCACGACCUCGGAGUGUCUGUUCUCGUUAAUUAAUGGUGACGAUAUGUUCGCCACCUUCGCAACGCUCUCAUCCAAGGCCGAUUGGCUGUGGUGGUUCUGUCAAAUCUACCUGUACUCCUUCAUCUCGUUGUACAUCUACGUUGUGUUGUCGCUAUUCAUCUCGGUCAUCAUGGAUGCCUAUGACACGAUCAAGUGUUAUUAUCGUGAUGGCUUUCCGAUUUCGGAUCUAAAGGCAUUUGUGGGCACGCGCACAGAGGAGGACUUAACGUCAGGUGUGUUUAUGAGUAACAUGGAUGACUUUGAUGGGAACGGUGUGCUGGAAGUGCUACGCCAAGUUUGUUGCUGUGGGCGUUGUCGGGUGGGCAGCGGCAGUGCUGGUGGCAGCAACGGCCCCUCAGGGUACACCAGUCUAACGAGUAUUAUCAAUUGUGUUUAUGAGACGCGCGUCUGAUGAAUGUUUUUUGGUUAUGAAGUAAACGAAAUUCUGUACACGAGUCGUAAAUGUGUAUAAAGAUCUAGUUUUAAGUAUUAAUAUGUUUUUGGUAGCGAACUGUAUACAUAAAUAUAUGUACAUACCUACAUACAUACAUACAUACAUACAUAAUAAAGAUACCUUGUACAUUAAAUUACAAAAUUCGAAGUGUUGAUUAAUUUUUUAUGUCAACUACAGUUAAAGCUAUAAAAUUGGGUGCUCAUUACUUCCCAAGUUGAUUUUUGUUUUUGUUUUAGUUUUUUUUUUUUCCAAAUUCUCAGCACAUUUGGUUUCUCAUUUUAAUUGCGUAUAACUUUUAAGGGAGUGAUAUCGGCGGUUUCGACAAAUGAGCAGCGUCUUAAGGAGAAAAGAACGUGUGGAAAGUUUCAGAUCGAUAUCUCAAGCGCUGAAAGACUAGUUCGACAAUCCAGAUCAAUAGCGCCCUUUCAUCAGACGCUGUAAUUUGUUGUUUUGAAGAAAUUAUUUGAACGAUUUUGUGAAUUUAAGUACAUUAUAAAUAAGACAAUAAUAAUAAUAAUAACUCCUCCUCAUGUGGCUCUUGCAUCGGAUUUGUUGUGUACCAUUUUUUCUUUAUUUUGAAUUUUGCAUCCUUCCAUACCUCAAAUAUAUACAUACAUAAGUGUUAAACACUUUUAUAGAAAUAAAAAUGCAAUUUUAUUUAAUUUAUGCCAACCGUCUUCGCCGCAACAUUAAGAUGCAUUAAUGAUGAUUCUUUUUGAAAUAGCCCUCCAAAAAAUAUCGAAAUUCAAUGGGUUUAUCUGCUUUCUUAAAUCUUUGGCAUACGCAGAGUUUUUUCGAACAAUAAUUCAUAUUCAAAUCAUUACGAGUAUAUUCACUUCAAAUAAUCGCGCUCGUUUCUAUUUCGCUCUCAAUUAUUACAACAACAAAGAUCGACUGUUUCUAAAUGGAAUAAAAGAAUACCGAUUUAUUUUCGAUAAAUGCCGAUAACGCCAACAGAAAUGUCAUAUAGUCGUUCUUACUUCAUUUUAAAACGGAUUUGACAAUUUUUGACUCAAAAUUUAUUUUAAGGCUUAAAGAAAGCAUGUUGUCGUUU
Messenger RNA from Bactrocera oleae (olive fruit fly), 3809 nucleotides. The record is from RefSeq and is a predicted model, not a curated record. Lineage: Eukaryota; Metazoa; Arthropoda; Insecta; Diptera; Tephritidae.